AUGAAAGGGUUUGUAGAAAAUUAUUAUAUAUGGACUGCUCACGGGGAGAAUUAUGCUAGUUUAGAUGAUGCUAACUUUCAUAAUUCUUUUGGUGCUGAGGGUAGCUCCAUUUCGGAGCAUAAUGUUGAAAAUACUCGAUACAAUGAAAUGAUGAGGGAUGCUUUUGGGACGUUUCCUGGGGUUCAAUCCGAACCAAAUGAUGAGUCUAAGCGUUUCUAUGAACAGUUACUAGAAGCUAGUCGUCCAUUGUAUGAAGGUUCGGUGCAUUCCAAGUUGUGUGUUGCGGUUAGAUUGCUAAGUAUUAAAUCGGAUAGUUCUACUUCCCAAGCGGGUAUGGAUUCUAUUAUUGGGCUUAUGAAUGAAUUUAACCCGAGUAACAUUGACUUACCAAAAGAUUUCUACACUGCUAAAAAAUUGAUUUCUAAGUUGGGUCUUUCAUCAGAGAGAAUUGAUUGUUGUGAGAAAGGUUGCAUGUUAUUCUAUAAGGAUGACGCAUCUCUAAAGAACUGUAAAUUUUGUAAUCAACCUCGUUUUAAGGAAGUGACAAAUGCCAAUACAAAAAAGAAAGUUCCACUUAAAGCGAUGCAUUACUUACCUCUUAUACCUAGGUUAAAGAGGUUGUAUGCAUCAAUGAGCGCUGCUCCUUAUAUGAGAUGGCACUACGAACAUAGAAGGCCACCUGGUAUACUCUGCCAUCCGUCAGAUGGAGAAGCGUGGAAGCAUUUUGAUAGGGUGUUCCCCGAGUUUGCUAGUGAACCAAGAAACAUUAGGUUGGGAUUAUGCACAGAUGGAUUUACUCCAUUUGUUGUCUCUGCUGCACCAUAUUCGUGUCCACGCAAUCCGAAAAGUUUGAUUGAUGUAUACUUGCAGCCUUUGAUUGAUGAGUUACAAUUAUUAUGGCAUCAAGGUGUGGAAACAUAUGAUAUAUCAACCAAACAAAACUUCAGAUUGCAUGCUGCUUUGAUGUGGACUAUAAAUGAUUUUCCUGCUUAUGGAAUGUUGUCCGGGUGGUCGACUGCUGGAAAGUUAGCUUGCCCUUGUUGUAUGGAAGACACUAAAGCAUUUACUUUAAAACAUGGAGGUAAAAAUACAUGGUUCGACUGCCACCGUAGAUUCUUGCCAAUGAAUCAUGAAUUUAGGCGAAAUACAAGUGCAUUUAUGAAGAACCGAACUGAUUUUGAGGAGCCACCGGCCUGCUUGUGUUCAGAAGAAAUUUGGAACAGAGUAAGGGAUAUGCCUAAAGUAACAGAGUCUCCACCAUCUAAGAUACCAGGUUAUGGUGUCACACACAACUGGACUAAACGGAGCAUAUUUUGGGAAUUACCUUAUUGGAAGCACAAUCUUCUUCGGCAUAAUCUGGACGUCAUGCAUAUCGAGAAGAAUUUUUUUGACAACUUGUUUAACACUAUUAUGGAUGUUACUAACAAGACCAAAGAUAACUUGAAAGCCAGGAUGGACUUAAAAGAAUAUUGUAGGCGAAGUGAGUUGUAUCUGACAUACUUCAGCAACAAGAUACAGAAGCCCAAAGCCAAUUACACAUUCACAUUGGAUGAGAGAAAAGAGAUUUGUAGUUGGGUUAACAAUUUGAGGAUGCCUGAUGGGUACACAUCAAAUUUAUCCAGGUGUGUUGACAUGAAAGAAGGGAAGUUGGCGUCAAUGAAAAGCCACGAUUGUCAUAUUUUCAUAGAAGCGUUGAUGCCUAUUGCAUUCAAUGCAUUGCCUGAUCGAAUAUGGAAAUCGAUUACAGAGAUAAGUUAUUUUUUCAAGGAUUUGUGUUCUAGCACAUUGAGGGUGGAGAACUUAAUUUAUAUGGAGAGUAACAUUAUCUUAACUUUAAACAAGCUGGCAAAAAUUUUCCCUCUUGGUUUUUUUGAUGUAAUGGAACAUCUUCCAAUUCACCUUGCACAAGAGGCACGGCUUGGAGGGCCAGUUCAAUGUAGAUGGAUGUAUCCCUUCGAGAGGACUAUUGGCAAAUGUAAACGGACCAUAAAAAAUAGAUCAAGAAUUGAAGGUUCGAUAUGCGAGGCAUAUGUGGCUAAAGAAACAUCUUAUUUCUGUUCAUACUAUUUUGAACAUGAUGUUCCAUGUUUGAGAAAUAGACCGAAUCGGCAUGAUGAUGGAGGCGAAAUCGAUCCUUUGGCACCACCCUUUUCUAUUUUUAAUCAACCAGGUAAAGGAGGUCCAAAAAAUUGUCCAAAGCGAAGGUUGUCUGAGAUGGACCUAAAGUCAGCUACAACACAUAUAUUGUUAAAUUGCCCUGAGGUCCAACCUUAUUAUAGUUACUUUGUGGGUACAUAUGGGCAAGAUGUUGUUUAUCUCAAGUUUUCAGAGUGGUUUAAAGAAUUUUUUCAUACAGAAGAAUGGUCUAAUGGAAAGAAAACCAACAAUAGUGGGGUGUGGGUGAAAGGUGAGGGAGAUGUUGAUUAUUAUGGUGUGCUUCAAGAGAUUUUGGAAUUGGAGUAUGCUGUAGGUUGGCCGAAGAAAAGUUGGUACUCUUUCGAUGUAAAUGGUGAAACAAGUGUAUUAUGCUCCUUAUCCUUUGAGCAAGAUAAGUCUGCAUGGCGUAGUAAUUUUGAAAACAAAUCCCGUGGNGAUGAUGAAUUAGCAGAUGAAUUGCAGCAUAAUGAAGGGAUAUAUGAAGAAUUUGAUCCUUCUGUCCUUGCUACAAAUGAGGACGAAGAUAGAGGUGUAGAACAUGAAAUAAGUGAUGAGGAAGAAUUACAAGAUGAAAGUGAAACAGGCGAUGAUGAAGACUUAGAUGAUUACUAUGAAGAUAGAGAUGAAGAUUAA
This is a messenger RNA of Nicotiana attenuata, 2790 nucleotides long. RefSeq lists its product as uncharacterized. NCBI's taxonomy places the organism in Eukaryota, Viridiplantae, Streptophyta, Magnoliopsida, Solanales, Solanaceae. Bases 1 to 2790 code for a protein of 929 amino acids. The record is from RefSeq and is a predicted model, not a curated record. The transcript has 6 exons.